AUUUCAAGUGUUAGUAGUACUCUAAUUACCAUCGGUGGUAAAUUGGAAAUGUCGUCGUCAGAUCCGUAUGAGUGUCUAGCAAAUGAGAGUAAAAUUAUCGAAAAGCACACUGAACAAAGGCUGCAAAAUGAUCACCGAAUGGAUAAUCUUAUUCUUUUAGUAUAUGUAGUGCUUCUAACUCUUUCUGUCAUAACCAUCUGGGCUUUUAAACAUAGACGCUUUCGAUAUAUCCACGAAACUGGCCUUUCAGUGGUAUAUGGACUGGCUGUUGGUCUUAUACUUAGAUAUGCUAUAAAAUCUUCAAAUUAUACCGUGGAGAUGCAUGUGUUUUCACGUAAAAAUGAUGAAGCGUGCGGUGGUCGUUUGCCUCCAGAGAGACUGAUCAUUGAGUUUCCUGUCCGUGACCAGUACGGAAAGUUCAAUUUAAGCAUGUCGUUCCGGUACAAAUUUGAACAGCAAUCAGAUUUCAACUCUUUAAUUAACAACAAGGCUACGUUCGACCCGGAAUUCUUCUUUAAUGUUUUACUUCCUCCUAUAAUUUUCUCAGCAGGAUAUAGUAUGAAACGCGGCUACUUUUUCAAAAAUAUUGGAGCCGUUCUUACUUAUGCAUUUGGUGGUACUUUGUUGUCCGCUCUAGUUGUUGGAACCAUUUGCUAUGGCUUCACCCGUGGAAUUACUUCAUUGUCUCAAACUUUGCGUCUCUCAGACUGCCUUUUGUUUGGAGCUAUAAUAUCUGCUACUGAUCCUGUAACUGUUUUGGCUAUCUUCAGUGACUUGAAAGUUGAUGUCAACUUGUAUGCACUCGUAUUUGGUGAGAGUGUUCUUAACGACGCUUUGGCAAUUGCCUUAGCCCAGUCGAUCGAAAAAUACGGGUCCAUUUCUGCUGGUAAUUUUGAUGGCCACGCUUUCCUGUCUUCUGUUUUAAACUUUUUUAUAAUGUUUGGAGGUUCAUUCGUCACUGGCGUUUCUAUUGGCUGUGUAACAUCUCUUCUUACAAAAUUUACACACAUCAAGGAGCAUCCUCUACUGGAAACAGCUUUGUUCGUUCUAAUGUCUUAUAGCACAUUUCUUUUUGCUGAAACUGUUGGGUUUACGGGUAUUGUUUCCGUGUUGUUCUGUGGUGUGACUCAAGCACACUACACUUAUAACAACCUAUCCCAGGAAUCUAAAGUAUGGACAAAAUCUUUUUUUGAACUACUUAACUUCUUGUCGGAAAACUUUGUUUUCGCAUAUAUCGGUGUUUCAACGUUUACUUUCCCUCAUCAUUAUUGGAAUGCUCGAUUUGUAUUUAUCGCAUUGUUCUCAUGUGUAAUUGCUCGGGCAGUCAGCGUAUAUCCACUUACAGCCCUCAUCAACUUUUGUCGAACUUAUCAGUGUUCCUGUUCUACGAAAUGUUUGAAGCGAAAGUUUGAUUCCAGUUCUCAACUGUCUUACUCUAGUGAUAAAAAUAUUGUGCCUGGAUCAUCAUUUUUGUCGAAUUCAAUUGAUUCAGGUAGUGUCGCAGUUACUUCAGCUGAUAAUAACAGGAAGGAUAAAUCUAACAAAAUCACUUUAAAUUUUCAACAUAUGAUCUUUUUCUCAGGCCUUCGGGGUGCCAUGGCUUUUUCAUUAGCGAUUCGCAAUACAAGUUCUGAAAUACGUCGGAUGUUUUUUUCAACGAUUAUUGUAAUAGUUAUGACUACGGUGUUAUUGGGAGGUUGUUUUGCCAUAUCGUUACUUCACAGAUUGCAGAUACCUGUUGGUGUAGAUUGCAACAGUAAAAACCAACCGCAUACAGAUACGGAAGAAGAUUUGGUUGAUGAUCAUAGUUGCUGUAGUUCUCAUUGGAUGAGUUUCGAUAAAUUCUAUUUGAAGCCAUUACUUACACACAGCACUCCACCACUGACCGAAUCAUUACCAUCAUGUUGUUAUAAAUUUGCCAAAUUACUUACAACUUUUGAACAAAGAAGUGGGACAUUUGUCAAUAAUGAUAGAAACAAUAGUUACCUUGACAAUGUUAAACGUGAUAGUACUACUGUAUUUUAUUCCAAUGAGAAAGCAUCAAUCAGUUCUGCACUCAGUAUGAAUACUGUUAAAGUGCAACCUGUGGAACUUGGUGAUGGAAAGAAUUUUCAUGAUCCACUCUAUUUCAAUGAAGUUAUGUGAAUAAAUAUACGGCGAAUUAUGGAAAAUAAAAAAGAAACACUGGUAAUUAGCAUCAUCAUCAUCUCUGAAAAGAAAGCACUUGUCAUUAAUGCAUUUUCCUUCCUUCGUCGUUGGUAUUUUUCUUGCUUUCUCUCUCCCUCUUUCUCUCGUAAUCUGUUAGAUUUGACUGUCCAUGACUGAAAAUUUCAUUUAUAUGUUUUUAUUUACCUUUUAUAUAAAUAUGAGCAGACAUAUUAUAAUAAAGAGCACUGAUACACAUUUGAUGAAGGAAAAUACACUGAACAGUAGAUGGGGAUUAUUCAUAAAUGAAUAACCGUUUAGUUUGGUUUGUUUGCAUGUGUGUGUUAAUUCCAAGCUAUCUGUCUUAUCACUUUUUGUCCUGUUUUUACCUUCCUUGUAUACAUUCUUCUAUUAUGCACCAUUGUCCCAUAUGCAUCCGUUGGUAGAGAGAUAUUUAUUUUCUUUAAAAAAGAUCAGUAUACAUCUUUACGUCCAAUUAUUCUGUGAUUUAUUGAUUUCAUUCCGUAGAUUAAAAAUAAUUUAAUAGUUAAAAAGCGUCAUGUGUUACUUUCAUUUCAUUUUGUUACCUAUUAUACUUGUAAAUACUGUUAUUUGUGUUGUUGCUAAAUCUCAUUUACUAAUAACUAAUUACACAUUGUAACAUUCUUUUGAAAUAUUAUUUUUGUAUAUUUUGCCAGUCUGUUUAUACUCGUUUGUUCACUUGAUCAAGUGCAUUGAAUCAUUAUUAUUGGAAAUUUUAUUUUAUUUAAGUGUUUUCAUGAGCUUUGACAAAAAAGAUCCUAUUUUACUUUUUAACUGAAUGUUCACACAUACAUGCAUGUAUCAUAUAAUACAACUCCACUUGAAAUUUUGUUUAUUUACUUCAAUUACGUCUAAAAGUAGAGUACAGAAAUAUCCGUCACUCAUUUAACGUGUUAUGUAUAAAUUCUUGAUAACCAACAGAAAUUGAACUUUUAUUUGUACAAUGUGAAUUAGUUGUUUGAACAAGAAGAAAAUAGUGUGAUGAUAUUCUAUUCGAUUAUCUCUUUAAGUAUAGUUCAAUAUUCACCUG
Schistosoma margrebowiei is the source of this 3217-nucleotide messenger RNA. Lineage: Eukaryota; Metazoa; Platyhelminthes; Trematoda; Strigeidida; Schistosomatidae. The record is from the annotation of a GenBank genome assembly.